GCCGAUAACUCGAAUUCGACCUAAGUCGGGCUUGUUUAUGCUAGAGUACAUAGCACGGGAGAUAUUGAGAUGCAGAAAUUUAAAUGUUUUGAUGUGAAGUCGCUGGGAAGUAAAUCACACUAUGUAGCCUUCCAGCUGUGUUACCGGCUUGCUCCCUUGUCAGUUCUCAGUUCCAACUUCCAUCUUCCUGCUCACUCCACCUUUUUCUGCGUUCACCUUCUUCCACCACUUAACACUUGGAAAACUUGCCUUUCCUUCCGAUCCAAUUCAUAAGACAGUCAUCUCGAAAUGGCCGUCCAAAUCGACCCCGACGGUGACAUUUUGGUGAAUUGCUCAGGAACUGUCACCUUCCUAGUUUCGAAAAAGGCCCUGUCCCUGGCUUCCCCCGUCCUGACUUGGAUGGUGAAGCCGCCAGUCGAAGGUGGAUUGGCCAUAAAAAACGAUACCAGCACAUAUCCUAUUGUCAGCCUCCCACAUCAGGACCCGGAAGCAUUCCGCGUCUUCGGCGAGGUGGUCCACCAUAAAUCUACAGGUCUCUCCGAUACCCCCACGCCGCGCUGUCUUCGUCAUAUCGCCUAUUUCAUUGACGAAUAUAAUUGUACUAAAGCAAUGGCUUAUUCGGCUCGUGUAUGGCUCUCUCAGACACUGAGAGGGAAAACUCGUGAAGAGUUGUGGGACUUGCUACGGCUGGCGUACGUCGUAAACCUCGGGGCCCAAUUUUAUGAUAUAUCUCGCGAGCUUCUGUGGAUAAGUUCAGGCCGAUUCGGUUGCUGGGAGCAUGCGAGCCAGGAUCUCGAAGUAGUCUUUGAUAAUCUGCUAGGUUUUUUGAACCCCAAUUACACUAGUGGAACCUUUGAAUUCGCUAACCAUCUGUCGCAUACAUAGUCAGCCUUGAUAACAAACUCGAACUCGCUACUCGACACAUCCAGCACGCAAUUUUACACGUUGUGGACAGGCUCGCAGAUACUGAGUGCGAUAUAGCAGCCGCUUUCAUGCGCGAUUAUGUUAACGCCAUCAAGAAUAUCGGUAUCCUACCAGGAUCGGACGCAGUCGCGGGGAAGACAUUUCUGGAAAUUUAUCACGAUGCAAGACACGCCGAACUAAAACCAUUUACUGGUCACGGCAGCUGCAAAUGUUCCAGGUUU
Molecule: messenger RNA, 1145 nt
Organism: Aspergillus versicolor CBS 583.65
Lineage: Eukaryota; Fungi; Ascomycota; Eurotiomycetes; Eurotiales; Aspergillaceae
Exons: 1
Coding region: 289-885 (198 amino acids)
Source: RefSeq, a predicted model, not a curated record